AUCACGGUUCUUUUAUACCUUAAUUUCUCAAUUUUCAUGUCAAAGGAAUCCUUUACCUGCUUGAUUUCUAGCUCCUGGUAAAAGUUUCAGAUUUUUCACUGUCACUUGGUGUCAAGUUUCUGAUGAACACUUGAAGGUAAGACUCGGUGAAUACAAGAUAGAAACAGAGGAGAUGAAGAGAAAGACUUUCACGUUAUUGAAUUGAUGAUUUAAUACAACUUACAGAAUGUAUUUAUAGAGAUAAAAGAAAAUAACAGAAAAAUAACUAACUUUUUAUAUCUUUUCCUACUUAACCCGUGCUUCUCUAGACUUUAAUUCCAUUUGCUCAAUUUGUGAAUCUAUACUCCAACACUUAGGAUGGUGCAGUUAAUGAAUGGUCUCUAAUAAAAGCUUCCAAGGAAUGGAUUCGAGAGACGAAUUUAAGUUUUGGCAGUCUCAACCAGCAACCUUGGAUCCUCAUCAAUCCAUACGGUUAGUUUCAUGGUAGUUUGAAGUCAUUGCUAAGCUUCUUGCAUUUGACAGCAGGAAUGAGGGCAAGAAGCCAAACUGUUGACUCCAAUAAUCCCAUUUGAAUUCAGUAUAACUUGCUGGGAAUGAAAUCCAUAAAAGUUCAAUUGAUUCUUGAGUGCUUGCGAGAAAAAGACACAUUUUAGUUGCUUUGAAGAAGGAAAAGAAGCUCAUUUGAUAUGAGUGGAUAAAACAAGGUCAGAUGAGUACUGUAGAGUUACCCUGUUUUUGUCUACGAAUCUGUAAUUAUUGGUACUGGUAUACCAUGCAUCGUGUGCAUGGCACUGACUGUGGCUGUGAUCUUAGGUACUUUUCCGCCUCUGUACUUUUUGCUUAUUCUUCAUCUUUUCCCCUUCUUCUUGGCAGUCAUUAUCUUGGACUAUAUUUUUCAUGAGUUUUGCUAGGGACAAGUAAAAUUGUAUACUAAUCUGCAUAUAAAUAUUAAUUCCUUUAUAUUUAAAAUUUAAAUUAGCACCGUUUAUAAUAAAAUCUACUUUUUAACCAAUCACAUUAGAUUAGUGUAUAUAUUAAUGCACAUUUAUGCUUACAACUAGAUUUUUCCAUCUUUCGUUUUUUAAAGUACGUCGCCCUCUGUUUCACCCUUGAGCUCAGAGGAAAAAAGAUUAGGCUGUAGUAGAUUGCUGAGAAUACUUUGACAGUCAUAAAUUAAGUAAUACUAUUUUUCAAUUUAAAUUUUAUGAUCCCAGUCACAUUAGUUGCUGUUUAUGUUACAUUUAAGUAGUUUCCUAAAUUGAUUACUUAAAUAAAACAUGAAAAACAACAUUUUUCAUAACCCUCUUUCCAGAACAGAAACUGCAUGCCCUGCUUGCUUGAGUACAAUGAAUCUGGCAUCGGGUCCAAGUUGGUGGAUGUUAACCUGAAGGUCACAUUCAGUUUUAGGGUGUCUCAACUCAUUUUUACGUUGUUGACCAUGCUGCAAUGCGUGUGUUCUGAUGUUUUGCCGUUUUGGGAGUGGGAGCUUCUCUUGGUGCAUUUCCAUCUGCAUCGGGGAAGAGACAUGGAGAGGUGCAGAGUACUUGCUUAAUUUUUGGUGGUGGUUGAAAUUUCCUUCUCAUCCUUCCUAGUUUAAGUCAUAUAUUGCGUUAAUUGGAGUGUAAGAUGAAUUAUUUGGUACAACUCUUCUCUCUCUCUCUCUCUCUCUCUCUCUCUCUCUCUCUCUCUCGGUUAAAACUUCAAAAACUAGAUUAUCCCAUCCCCAGGGAUAUUUGUUCUGUUUACUUAACUAGACCCAAAAAUAAAAAUAAAAAGGAAAAAGAAGAAAAAUCCAGCCCCGGGAGCAUUUAUUUAAUCCGGCAGGGAGAAGCGCGUUGUGUCUUGGGUUGGCAGAGGUUGGCUUCUUGGGGAUUGGCACUACUUGAUGUGGGUUAACAUAAAACAUCAAGUUUGACUGCUACAACAUGAGCAGUAGUUGGUCAACUGCCCUGCCAAUUAUCUUAAUUAAGCACUCUUCUCAGAAGGAGUCCCAUUCCCCGCUCAGCUCUCUCUCCCUCUCCCCUAAAUAAAAGGAACAACUAAUCUUGAUUGUUGAUCAAAGACUAUGAUUUUCUACGAUUAGGAGAAUAAUGUCUCUCCUGGUCAAUGCAAUGCAUGUAGAUAAUGUAGAUCUCAACAUAAUGGAAUCUGUUUAUUUUAUUUUUUAUCUUUCUCAUAGUUGAGAAGUAAUAUUAGACAAAUAACCGUCGGAAAACCAAUAAAAUUAACUAAUUAUACUAUUCUAAGAAAGCCUAAUUAUUUAUCAAUAGUUAUCUCCAAUGUUUGUUGCAAUACUACCUAGAUUUAGCCAUCUCGUGUACAUGCCCUUCGGAUAUAAUUUCUCAAAAUUCCCGACAAGGUGAUCAACAAAAGAUAAUACUCAAAUCUGAUAAAGAAAAGCUUCUGGAUAUGAAGGCCUUUACUCUUUUCUUAGUCCUUGCUAUUGCAGCAACUCUUGCUCCUUCAAUUCUGGCCAAGGAGUUCUUGGUUGGUGACAGCACGGGUUGGACCAUCAACUACGAUUACGAAAGCUGGGCAAAGGGAAAGGAGUUCCAUGUCGGUGACAAACUUGUUUUUAAGUACCCGAAAGGAAUCCACAACGUCAUCCGAGUUGAUAAUGCUACUGCUUACGAGAAAUGUUUGGUAACUACUGAAACUGAAGCCCUGAGCAGUGGAAACGAUGUAAUAACCCUUACAACCCCAGGAAAAACAUGGUACAUUUGUGGGGUUAUCAGGCAUUGUGCAGAAGGAGAACAGAAGAUUGCCAUUGAAGUGUUGCCUAAAAAACUGUCUUCCGGAUCAGGACCUUCUCCCAGUACUACUUCUGCAUCCAAGGGAUCAUCUUUUGCACCCACGCAUCAUGAUGGCUGGAUGAUUGCAAUUUUUGGCAUCCUUGUGAUGAUCAUCAUAGUUUAAAUUAAUGUUGUAGCAUUUCAGUUAAAUCCCUUGUGCACAUGAUAUUCAAGCAUUUUGGAAUUGGAUCCAAGGGUUGUAUUUGUAUUGGAGUUGGAAGUAAGAUUUAUCGAUUACUACGUUUUGA
Molecule: messenger RNA, 3040 nt
Organism: Carya illinoinensis
Lineage: Eukaryota; Viridiplantae; Streptophyta; Magnoliopsida; Fagales; Juglandaceae
Product: mavicyanin-like
Exons: 2
Coding region: 2410-2916 (168 amino acids)
Cellular component (GO): plasma membrane
Molecular function (GO): electron transfer activity
Source: RefSeq, a predicted model, not a curated record